AUGGUAGACAAUACUACUACUACUACUACUACUACUACUACUACUACUACUACUACUACUACUACUACUACUACUACUACUACUACUACUACUACUACUACUACUUCUACUACUACUACUACUACUACUACUACUACUACUACUACUACUACUACUACUACUACUACUACUACUACUACUACUACUACUACUACUACUACUACUACUACUACUACUAUUAAACUUCAUAAAAGACGGUUUCUAACUAAUUUACACAGAGACUAUUUGUCUAAAUUUAAUCAUUAG
Messenger RNA from Heterobilharzia americana, 285 nucleotides. The record is from the annotation of a GenBank genome assembly. Lineage: Eukaryota; Metazoa; Platyhelminthes; Trematoda; Strigeidida; Schistosomatidae.